Messenger RNA from Aspergillus pseudoviridinutans, 858 nucleotides. Its product is annotated as sulfotransferase family protein. The transcript is spliced from 4 exons. The record is from RefSeq and is a predicted model, not a curated record. Lineage: Eukaryota; Fungi; Ascomycota; Eurotiomycetes; Eurotiales; Aspergillaceae. Bases 1 to 858 code for a protein of 285 amino acids.
AUGGGGAUUUUUAUCAAGGCCUUUCUCCGAAACAGAAAUUCGACCGAUAUUGACCGUCGAUACUGCACUCGGGAGGUGCCCAUGAAAGUCAUCAUGCUUGGAUUCCCACGUACGGGCACGGUUUCUUUGACAAGUGCGCUGAAAGUCCUCGGUUUCCACAAUGCUUACCAUGGCCGAGAUGCCUUGGUCUUCAAUCCUCGAGACUGUGAGCUAUGGUGGAAAGCAUUGCAGGCAAAAUACGAAGGGAAAGGAAAGGAGUUUGGUCGCAAGGAAUUCGAUCAGCUACUAGGCCAUUGCCAAGCCGUCUCUGAUAUCCCCGCAAUUUGCUUUGCCGAAGAGCUUCUUGCAGCCUACCCCGAUGCCAAAGUCAUUUUGACAGUGAGAGAUGUGAACGAGUGGCAAGCGUCAGUGAGAAAGUCAAUCAUGCAACAAGUCAAAGAUCMAUUGGCGUACCCGAUGCUUCUCUUGGACCAUCUUCUCUUUAUGCCCUGGCGCUGGGCUCGGCCAGUAUUCCUCAAGUCCCGACAUGUACUCUGGGGCGAUGAUUUCGAAAAGAACGGGAAAACGGCCUUUGAGAACCACUACAAGAAAAUUCAAGCCAUGGUGCCACCAGAAAAACUGCUUCUUUACCACGUCAAAGAAGGAUGGGAACCUCUCUGCAGGUUCCUCGACGUCCCAAUCCCUGAGAUGCCAAUGAUAAAUGUGAACGACUCUACAACGUUCAAUAAAGCAUUCAUGGCAAAGAAGGUGUAUCAUCUUACCCAGUAUAUUUGGAGAAUCAUCGAAAUUGCUGGCUAUGUGUCGCUGUUCAUGAUUCUCUGGAUAGUUUAUCAAGGUGGACCGUUGCCUUGGCAUUGA